AUGGAGAAAAAGAUGGAGGAAUUACUGGAGAAGUCCAAUAGGUCUGCAAGAAAGGCUACGGGCUUAAGGUAUGAUGAUCUGUGCAUGCAUCCGGAUUUGGACCUACCGGAAGGAUUCAAAAUCCCAAAAUUUGAGAUGUUCAAUGGAAUAGGGAAUCUUAAGGCACACCUCCAAUCCUACUGUGACCAAUUGGUUGGAGUAAAGAAAAAUGAGCCUCUGAUAAUGCGACUAUUCAGUCGUAGCCUGACUGGAGAAGCCGCUGAAUGGUUCGCAACUCAAGAUAUGCGUCAGUGGCACACCUGGGAGGACAUGGCAGAAUCCUUCAUGGAAAGGUUUCGCUUCAAUGUCGAAAUAGUGCCAGACCGCUAUUAUCUUGAAAAGGUCAAGCAGAAAUCAACAGAAAACUACAGGGAAUUUGCUAGCAGGUCCCAAGAACCUGAUUUCUACGACAGAAUGUUGUCCAUGGCCGGAAGACCGUUUGCUGAAUUGGUCAAAAUGGGAGAGGCUAUAGAAGAUGGCCUCAAAUCCGGGAAAAUAGUUAGCGUCUUCAACAAGGCAUCUGGACAAGCUACUGCAGGAAUCUUUCGCAAGAAAAAAAAGGAUGUGGCAAGCGUCCCACCAAAACUAGCACAGCCGGGAAAUAGAUUUUAUCGGGCCGAUCAGACCUGUGCCUAUCAUUCAGGAGGAAAUGGGCACAGCACAGAAGACUGUAUAAAUCUCAAGCACAAAAUCCAAGAUCUGAUUGACAAGAGAGAAAUCGUCUUGGAAACCGCAGCUCUAAAUGUGAACACAAACCCGUUGCCCAACCAUGGAAACAACGGAGUCCACAUGAUUGAAAAGAAUGAGGACUGGGAAGCUUGCAGAGCAUUAAUCCCCAGAGCAGUCGAAUCCCUAGAACACACAGUGGCCUCCCUCACACUCCAGGAGCGCCCAAAUUUCAAGGUUUUGGUCCCAGCACCGGGAGCCACGACAAUGACAUCAAGAUUCAAAGCCUUGAUCCCAGCACCCGUGGUGGCUCAGGUGGCACACCCAAUUGCUCCCGCAAAGCCAAUCACUGCACAAGCAGCCAUGGCCCAAGGCAUGACAUGUUCAGGUAGAUGUUACACUCCUGAAGAGUUAGCUCAGAAUGCUGCAAGAAAGGAAAACACCCAAAAGAGAGCAAUAACUGAAGGAGAAGCUGAGGAUUUCUGGCGGCGCAUGCAGCCAAAAGAUUACUCCAUUGUUGAACACUUGAAGAAAACACCCGUGCAAAUAUCGGUGUUGUCAUUGCUAGCCAGCUCCCCAUCACACAGGCAGGCUCUCAUGAGAGUAUUGGACGAAGCACACGUACCAGCUAGUACAAGUAGUGAAGACCUGGCUGGACUAGUAGCCCAUAUCAUUGGAGAACACAAGAUCUGCUUCUCCAAAGAGGAUUUGCCGGCAGAAGAUUCCCUUGGAGAGAUAGACCUACAGAUCCAGGUUGGACCUGCAUCCUUCACGGCAGAAUUCCAGGUCAUGGCAAUCACUGCCAACUACAAUAUGCUCUUGGGAAGACCAUGGAUACACUCCGCCGGUGCAAUCCCGUCAACUCUGCAUCAAGCCAUAAAAUUUGAAUGGCAAGGACGGGAAAUUAUUGUGGCAGCUGAGAAGGAUAUUCAGAAAUAUCCUUACAACAUCGUUCCUAUGAUCGAAGGGAGCCCUCACUCGCCAAACUUUCAUGUAGUGGAAUAUGUUGGGGCCACUCAUGCGGAGGAAGAGGCUGGUAGGCCCAUGCCAGCGGUCUAUAGAAUGAUUGCCUCCACCAUGCUGAAGAACGGCUUCGAAACAGGCAAAGGUCUAGGAAGAGACCUCGGAGGGAUAACAGAGCCUGUCCCAAUCCCAAAAGAAAACUACCACUUCGGUCUAGGGUAUACUCCUAGUGAAGACGAGCUCACAAGGGCGAUAAAAAGAGAGCCCAAAACAAGGAACUUGCCUCGUCCAAUUCCGGGUCUGUACCAGUCAUUCCCCAGAAAGAUGUCGACGCUGAAUGAAGAAGAAAUGGAUGGGAGUCUCAAGUCGCUAUUCCAAGAAGAGGGAUGCUACGCGAUCAUUGAAGAAAACCAGGAGACACCCAGCGAAUAUGAGGAGUACGAUGAAUCAACAAUGAUGCCAGAGGGACUGGUAGAAGAAUUGGAAGAACUGGAAGAAAAGAAAAAACCAAAUAUGGAUGAGACUGAGGUAAUCAACCUCGGUGAUGAAGAGGAUGUCAAGGAGACGCGAAUCAGUGCCCAUUUGGGAGCUUCACAGAAAGAAGAGCUCGUAGCUCUAUUAAAGGAAUAUGUGGAUGUCUUCGCCUGGUCAUACGCAGAUAUGCCGGGUUUGAGCACUGAAAUCGUAGCUCACAUAUUGCCUAUUAAGGAAGGCUUCGCGCCAGUUAAGCAAAAGACUCGGACAUUUAAGCCUGACCUGAGUAUUAGGAUAAAGGAUGAAGUGGAGAAACAAAUCGAAUCCGGAAUAGUGGAAGUGACAUCCUACCCAACUUGGGUGGCCAACAUAGUACCAGUACCUAAAAAGGAUGGGAAGAUUCGAAUCUGUGUGGACUAUCGAGAUCUCAACCGGGCCAGUCCAAAAGACAACUUCCCACUUCCAAACAUCCACAUCCUGAUAGACAACUGCGCCAAGCAUGAGCUGCAGUCAUUCGUGGAUUGUUUCGCCGGGUACCACCAGAUACUCAUGAGCGAAGAAGAUGCUGAAAAGACAGCCUUCAUCACCCCUUGGGGAGUCUACCACUACAGGGUAAUGCCGUUCGGCCUCAAAAACGCCGGCGCCACGUACAUGAGAGCUAUGACUACCCUGUUCCAUGAUAUGAUGCAUCGAGAGAUUGAGGUCUAUGUGGAUGAUGUCAUCAUAAAAUCAAGGGAAAGUUCGGAGCAUACUGUGCAUUUGUGUAAGUUCUUCGAUAGACUUCGCAAGUUCAAUUUAAAGUUGAAUCCCGCAAAGUGCGCGUUUGGAGUGCCUGCAGGUAAAUUGCUGGGAUUCAUAGUCAGCCGUAGGGGCAUUGAACUAGACCCUACCAAGAUUAAGGCAAUUCAAGAGCUACCACCUCCCAAAACCAAGAAAGAAGUCAUGAGCUUCUUGGGAAGGUUGAACUACAUCGGACGAUUCAUAGCCCAGUCAACUGUGAUUAUAGAGCCAAUCCUCAAGUUGCUCAAGAAAGACGCUCCCACAAAUUGGAUAGAGGAAUGCCAAGAGGCAUUCGACAGGAUCAAGAGAUACCUUUCCAAUCCUCCCGUCUUGGUGCCACCCAGGCCAAGGAGUCCUCUGUUACUAUACCUGUCGGUAUCAGAGAAAGCUUUCGGGUGCAUGCUCGCCCAACAUGAUGAAGAGGGCAAAAAGGAACAUGCCAUCUACUAUUUGAGUAAGAAGUUUACCUCUUGCGAAGCACGGUAUACGCUCGUAGAGAAGACCUGUUGUGCUUUAACCUGGAUCGCCCAAAAACUAAGGCACUACCUAUCAGUGUUUACCACUCACCUCAUCUCCCGAAUGGAUCCGCUAAGAUACAUUUUUCGGCAACCAAUGCCCAUAGGAAAAUUGGCUAAAUGGCAAAUGCUGCUGAGCGAAUUCGACAUCGUGUACGUGGCGCAAAAGGCAAUCAAAGGACAAGCCCUAGUGGACCUCCUGGCAGAAAGUCCCGUGGAUGAUGAACUGGAACCAUUACGGACUUUCUUCCCGGACGAGGAGGUGAUGGCCAUGGAAGAAGAGGUGGUGGAACCAUAUUCGGGCUGGAGACUGUUCUUCGAUGGAGCACUCAACUUUAGAUGUACCAACAAUAUGGCGGAAUACGAAGCAUGUAUCCUAGGCCUCAGGAUGGCGCUGGAUAUGAACAUACAGGAAUUGUUGGUAAUCGGAGACUCCGAUUUGCUCAUCAAUCAAGUAAAAGGAAAUUGGGCGACCAAAAAUGAUAAAAUACUCCCAUAUGUGAAUCUGGCACAAAGAUUGUGCGGAAGAUUCAAGAGUAUUGACUUCAGGCAUACUCCAAGGGCCCAAAACGAGUUCGCAGACGCAUUGGCCACGAUAGCGUCUAUGAUCCAACAUCCUGAGAGCGCCCACAUUGAUCCGUUAGAGAUCACACUGAGGGAAGAGCAGGCUCACUGCGCCUAUGUAGAGGCUGAGCCAGAUGGCCAACCAUGGUACGUCGACAUCAAGACCUACCUGGAAAAAGGAGAGUAUCCCCCAGAGAGUUCGGCAAAUCAAAAGAAAACCAUCAGGAGAUUGGCCAAUGGUUUCUUCUUGAACAAGGAAGUGCUAUACAAAAGGACCCCUGAUCUCGGGUUGCUCAGAUGCGUGGAUGCCGAAGAGGCCACAAAAUUGCUAAAAGAAGUGCACGCGGGGACAUGCGGACCCCACAUGAAUGGAUUCAUCCUCGCUAAGAAAAUCCUGAGGACAGUUACAUGCAAUGAGUUCCCCUUGGCCUUUCGUGGCUGGGGAAUGGACGUCAUAGGACCCAUUGAGCCUCCGGCCUCCAACGGACAUCGCUUCAUCUUAGUCGCCAUAGACUACUUCACCAAAUGGGUAGAGGCAACUUCCCACAAAUCAGUGACCAAGAAAGUCGUGGCUGACUUCGUCAAGAACAAUCUGAUAUGUCGUUUCGGUGUGCCAGAAUCCAUCAUCACGGACAAUGGUGCCAAUCUGAACAGCCAUUUGAUGAAGGACAUCAGUGAACAAUUCAAAAUCACUCAUAGGAACUCUACCGCCUAUCGGCCACAAAUGAAUGGAGCCGUAAAGGCUGCCAACAAGAACAUCAAAAGGCUCCUCGUUUACGGUACAGAAGCGGUCAUACCCGCAGAAGUGGAAAUCCCUUCACUCAGGAUCAUCCAAGAGGCAGAGCUAAAAGAUGCAGAAUGGGUUAAGAAUCGUUAUGAACAGUUGGCCAUGAUAGAGGAAAAAAGAAUGGUGGCGGUAUGCCACGGAUAGCUGUACAGACAAAGGAUGUCUAGAGCCUUCAACAAGCGGGUCAGAACUCGACUUUUCCAGAUCGGACAACUCGUGCUCAAGCGAGUCUUCCCUCACCAAGAGGAAUAUAAAGGGAAAUUCGCACCAAACUGGCAAGGACCAUACAUGGUCAAGAAAGUACUCUCAGGAGGAGCCGUAGUCCUAGCCGAGAUGGACGGACAAGAGUGGCCCAAGGCCAUCAAUGCAGACGCACUCAAGAGAUACUACAUUUAG
Molecule: messenger RNA, 5184 nt
Organism: Lycium ferocissimum
Lineage: Eukaryota; Viridiplantae; Streptophyta; Magnoliopsida; Solanales; Solanaceae
Biological process (GO): DNA integration
Molecular function (GO): nucleic acid binding; RNA-DNA hybrid ribonuclease activity
Source: RefSeq, a predicted model, not a curated record